Ictidomys tridecemlineatus (thirteen-lined ground squirrel) is the source of this 2689-nucleotide messenger RNA. It is a transcript of the gene Lag3, whose product is annotated as lymphocyte activating 3. The record is from RefSeq and is a predicted model, not a curated record. NCBI's taxonomy places the organism in Eukaryota, Metazoa, Chordata, Mammalia, Rodentia, Sciuridae. Gene Ontology annotation, molecular function: MHC class II protein binding; transmembrane signaling receptor activity.
AGGGUACUUAACCACUUAGCCAAAUCCACAGCCCUAAACAUAAAGUUGUUUAAGGCCUCCAUAAGUUGCCAUAGCUGGCUUUGAACUUGUCCUCCUGAGUCACUGAGAAAUUAUUAAAUCUUUUUUUGAGAAUCAGUUUCCACAUCUGUGUAAUGGAGGAGAAACAUUUCAUGAGUGACUAUAUAUAAAGUGUCCAAUAUAGUGACAGGCACAGAAUGAAGGCUUGAAAGAAUGUAGCUAUUCACACACUGACAUUUCCUUCCCCACUUCUACUGUCAUGUAGGGUGCAGUGAAGUUUCAUUUCUAUCUUGUUGCCAGAAGACACUGUAUAGACAGCUGGGGAACAGGUCUACAGGGGUAAAUGAAAUUCUGGGAGGUUAAAGGAAGGAGGAGAUGAGCAGAGAAGGAAGACGAAAGUGUGAAUGCUGGGACUGAGGAGGUAGUUUAGAGAUGGACAAGUGGGUAGUUCUCAAAUAUUUGGAGAGAAGAGUGUGAAGUACCAAGGAGAGGGAAGAGUCUGCAGGGUGGGGAAGGGUGAGAAGUCGGUGGUGGGGAGACCCAGGACUGAGGAAGUAAACAAGGGGAGUGCUACCUCAGAGGUGGAGGGUGAUGCUGCUGGGAAUCAACCCCCUCAGACUUUCCACUGCAAAGCGAAACCAUAAGCCCCGGGGUGUGGGGGGCGGGCAAUGGGGAGGGUGGAGGGAAAGCAGAAGGACAGGGGCCAGGGCCCUGGGAGCAGUAGAACAACAUCCCAGCUCAAGACAGCCACCUUGCCUCUGCUCUGCCCUCUGCUACUCACAGCCUAGUCCCUGGGGUGUACCACCCCUGCCUUAUCUGGCCAUCUUUCUCCUUGAAAUUCAGCCUAUUGGUCCUCCUUCUUUCCAGGCCUCCCUCUUGGUUGUCUCCUUUCCUCUAGAUUUCCUCCCUCUACCUUUCUUCUUGAGGAAUUUCUCUUCUAUUCCUCAGACCCCCACUCCCUUUUCUGACCUCCUUUUUUUGGAGGGUUCAGCUCAGCCCAGGCCAUAGGGGAGAUGUGGGAGGCUCAGUUCCUGGGUUUGCUGCUUCUGCAACUGCUGUGGGUGGCUCCAGCGGAGGCUCCAGACCCUGGGCAAGAGGUCCUGGUGGUGUGGGCUCAGGAGGGGACUCCUGCUCACCUUCCUUGCAGACUUACAAUCCCCUUCCAAAAUCCUGGUCUUCUCCGGAGAGGAGUUGUCACCUGGCAGCAUCAACCAGACAGUGACCCGCCUGCUCCCACCCUAAGCCGUCCCUUGUCUAAAAGCUUCGCCCCCGUGGCGCCCCAACGCUACACGUUGCUGAGUGUGGCUCCAGGAGGCCUGCGCAGCGGGAGGCUGCCCCUGCAGCCCCGCUUCCAGCUGGAGGAACGCGGCCUCCAGCGCGGGGACUUCUCACUGUGGCUGCGUCCUGUUCUGCUUUCCGACGCUGGCGAGUACCACGCUGCAGUGCGCCUCAAGGACCGCACCCUGGCCUGCCGGCUCCGUCUACGUGUGGGCCAGGCCUCUAUGACUGCUAGCCCCACAGGAUCUCUCAGGACCUCAGAUUGGGUCAUUUUGAACUGCUCUUUCAGUCGUCCUGACCGCCCAGCUUCUGUGCGCUGGUUCCGAGGCCAAAGCCAAGUCCCUGUCCAGAAGUCCCCCCAUCACCAUUUAGCUGAAAGCUUCCUCUUUCUGCCCCAAGUCAGCCCCUUGGACUCUGGGACCUGGGGAUGUAUCAUUACCUACAGUGAUGGCUUUAAUGUCUCCAUCAUGUACAACCUCACAGUUCUGGGCCUUGAGCCCCCAGUGCCCUUGACAGUGUAUGCUGGAGCAGGUUCAAGGGCUGAGCUUCCUUGCCAUCUGCCUCCUGGUGUGGGAACCCAGUCUUCCCUCAUUGCCAAGUGGUCCCCUCCUGGGGAAGGCCCUGACCUCCUGGUGGCUGGAGACAAUGGCAACUUCACUCUUCAUCUAGAGGCUGUGAGCCUGGCCCAGGCUGGGACCUACACCUGCCACAUCCAUCUACAGGGGCAGCAGCUCCGUGCUACCAUCACUUUGGCAGUCAUCACAGUGACUCCUAAACUCUUUGGGUUGCCUGGCUCCCUGGGGAAACUGCUAUGUGAGGUGACUCCAGCAUCAGGACAUGAGCGCUUUGUAUGGAACCCUCUGGACAGGAGGUCCAGGAGUUCCCCAGGACCCUGGUUGGAGAUGCAAGAGGCCAGGCUCCUUUCCCAAUCCUGGCAAUGCCAACUUUACCAAGGAGAGAGGCUUCUCGGAGCAGUGGUGUACAUCCCAGAGCUGUCUUCAACAGGUGCCCAACGCUCUGGGAGAGCCCCAGUUACCCUCAAGGCAGGCCAUCUCUCUCUCCUCAUCCUUGGUGCCCUCUCAUUGCUCCUUUUGGUGACUGGAGCCCUUGGCUUUCACCGUUGGAGAAGACAGUGGAGACCCAGAAGAUUUUCUGCCUUAGAGCAUGGGAUUCACCCUCCUCAGUCUCAAAGCAAAAUAGAGGAACCUGAGCAAGAACCAGAAAUGGAGCUGGAGCCAGAGACACAGCCGGAGCCGGAGCCGGAGCCAGAGCAGGAGCCAGAGCCUGAACUGGAGCUGGAGUCAGAGCUGGAGCCAAGACACCUCUGACCUGGGGCUGAGGCAACCAGCAGAUCUCAGCAGCUCAGUCCAAAUAAAUCCCCUGUCAGCAGCAA